Sparassis crispa is the source of this 1077-nucleotide messenger RNA. RefSeq lists its product as hypothetical. The coding region runs from base 1 to 1077 and encodes 358 amino acids. NCBI's taxonomy places the organism in Eukaryota, Fungi, Basidiomycota, Agaricomycetes, Polyporales, Sparassidaceae. The record is from RefSeq and is a predicted model, not a curated record. The transcript has 5 exons.
AUGAGUUCGCUGAACAGUCCGCCGACGUCGUCCUCCGAGUCCAGCCCAGCGGCGGAUACGUUCUCCACGCACCAGGCGACGCGCCCGCUGCCGUUCGUGCACCCGACCCGCGCCGUCUUCGCCGCCCAUCCCCGGCCGCCCUCCGAGUCCUCCGUCGUCGGAGCGCACUGGUCUGCCCGCUCGUCCCGCAAGAACCGGUAUCUGUCCCGGCCUCUCGCCGUCAAGCCACAUCUGUCCGUCGUCCUCGAGCAGCGGCUGCACCACGCCCACGCCCGCUUCAAGCUCCACCUCGCCUGGGACCUCUCCUUCUGGGUCGCCCAAGUCUUCGUCCUCGGCUCCGCCCUCUGGGUCAUCAACGCCUUCCUCCUGUAUCUCCCCCUCCUCGAUGUUGGCCCAGCCCACCCCGAUGCCGCCGCAUGGUGCGCCUUUGCUGGCGGGACGUUCUUCGAGGUCGGCAGCUACCUCAUGGUCGUCGAGGCUCUCAACACUGGACACGAGCAAAUGUUCGGCCCUGCUCUAUGGGGGCUCGUCAGCGGCGAGAAUUUCGAUUCCGAGAUGCCAGCCAAGCCCGUGCAGUUUCGCUGGUACGGCGUGGGCUCAUGGCGCGAGCUCGGCUUCCUCGCCUGCUUCAUCCAGAUGAUCGCCGCCACCGUCUUCUGGAUAUCCACCAUCACCGGUAUUCCAGACGUGAUUCACAACCUCAACACCGACCCUCCUACCGCCAUCACCGAUGUCUUCUUCUGGACCCCGCAGGUCGUCGGCGGGACAGGAUUCUUCAUCUCGUCCCUCUUCCUCAUGCUCGAGGUCCAGCGUACGUGGUGGAUUCCCAACAUCGGGAGCCUUGGGUGGCAUAUCGGGCUGUGGAACCUGAUCGGUGCCGUCGGCUUCACGCUCUGCGGUGCGCUUGGGUACGCUGCCGCCACCUCUACCAAGGCAAACUACCAGUCCGUACUCUCGACUUUCUGGGGCUCGUGGGCGUUCCUCAUCGGGAGCACCAUCCAGCUCUGGGAGACCCUCUGGCGCGAGGACCCCACAGCGCCCGCGCCUUCUUCCCCGGGAAGGGAGAAGGGGAGCUAA